This is a messenger RNA of Sordaria macrospora k-hell, 3273 nucleotides long. RefSeq lists its product as uncharacterized. The record is from RefSeq and is a predicted model, not a curated record. NCBI's taxonomy places the organism in Eukaryota, Fungi, Ascomycota, Sordariomycetes, Sordariales, Sordariaceae.
AUGCCUCGCAGUUCAUCAUCAGCAAAGCGACAGCAGGGUGCGAAAGACCAGCGCGACACGAGACAUGAAGGUGGCAUUGUAGGCCCGGGCAAGCGCAUUCCCAAACAGCAAAAGAGUCACCAGCAGCUCGCCGCCCUCGACCAACGUUCUGCUGCUGCUGCUGUCGUCGAUAAUGCUGUUCCCGCAGCAGUCCCCCAACAAAACAACAACAACAACAACAACAACACGAACAACACGACUGCUACCAAUGCUUUUCCCGUCCUGCCCGACGACAACAACAACACCAUGGCCGCCGAGUCUCUGCGCCGUGGCUCCCUGGGCGGCGCCUACUCCGAGUCAGAGUCGCCGAGUCGCUCGCGCCUUCCCGCCCUGCAGUCCGCCCACGAGGAGAACCACCGUCAGAUCAACGUGAACGACGCCAAGAACACAAAUGUUCACCGUGACCCUGGUCCCGUCGAAUAUGCCCUGACCGUCCUCAAAUCCUGUCCCAUCUACGAUACCAUCGCCAUCCUCAUCAUCCUGAUGCAGUUGUCUCCGGCUUUCCUCGCCAUUGUCUACAUGCUAUUCACCCUCUUGACCUUUGUCCCACCCGUUACUACUAGUUCCGGGUUGACCAUUGCCGACAUCUUCGACGGGAACCAGGGCACGCCCUCGCUCACCACGCUGGCCUGUAUGGACGUGGCCGUGUUGGGCAUAUGGCUGUUCCUAUGGGCUCCCAUGCAGCAGUUCAUAUUGGAUUUGGCCCAGGUUGUCAUAUCCCUUACCCUCGGAGGAGGCGGAAGCUCAAGAACUAGCACGUCGAACACCAUCUUCCUCUGCGUCACUAUCAUCGGGGCUUCCCAAUGGACGAGACAGGCUAGGUGGAAUGGUCUCACCCAUUUGAGUACCCUCUUUGGCACGAACCGCUUCUUCCCAACCAGUCGUGGUGAUCCCAUCGAACAUACCGUACGAGCUUUCGAGAAAAAGGGUCCGUAUGGCUGGGUUAGAAGCGUUUUAGCGAUACACAUUCUUACACAGGGACUGGUACGGUGCAUUCGGGAGUGGUAUCUUCGUAGGGAAAGAAGAGAUUUGCAGUCACAAAGUCAACUGGAUCCGGAGGCCGGCAAGACGGUUUCGUUUUCGGACAGCUGCUCCGACGCGGCGCUGAUGGCAGCCGAUAGCGACGCCCAUCUGCAAACAAGUGCGGGUACUGUUUCGAACAAGAAGAGACGAAAGCAGAGCGCCCAAGUUAGGAUACGGCAGCCUCUGUGGGCUGCGCUGGCUAGCACAAAAAUUGUUAUGGUGAAGGAGUAUGAGCUCUCCCAUGCGGCUUCCGAAUCAGCUGGUAGCAACGCUACGGAUAUCCACAACUUAGGGAACGCGCCGUUUAACACACAGCCGGAACAGAUUUGGAUUUGUUACAUUGGUAGCGACGAAGUCUGCUUCAACACUAGUUAUUUUCCCGACUUUCCUGAUGACGACACCGUUGACGAGGCUGGAACCCCUGGCGUUAGCAUCGCCAAGCCCUUUUAUGUCAGAGUCAACAAUGCCAAAUGGCAACCGACACGCAUCAUUCCUAUCGAAGGCACCGAGGAAGACAGACACCAAGGCACCCGUUGGACAGGCGACAUCUACGGACUUACCCCCUUAUCUAACUAUGCAUGCGAAUUUGUUAGCACUCGAACCGACCAGGUUAUCUACAAGGCCAAUGUCAGGACCGUCCAGGCUAAGAGUAGGGAUCCCGAGGCACCCGCAAAGGCACCGACUAAUAACCAGCGCGUUAACAAUGUCCGCCAUGACUCUCCGGUUACUACCCUGAGGGCUUCGAUUGCGUCUGCCGAGACCAAGCUGGCCGACGAAAAGGCCCGGCUCAAGAGUGUGCGCAAGGAGAAUAACCGUAAAGUGAACGCUGCCAAGAAGGAGAUUGAGAAGCUCACGGCAGCCGUCCAGUCAGCAGGAGGUGAUGACGACAAGCUCAAGCAGAAGGUGGCCCAAAACAAGAUCCAGGAGAAACGAGCGGAGGAGUCCAUUGCACAGCUUGAAGCCGAACUAAAGGAACUUGAAGCCAUCCCCGAGGAGCUUCUUGUGGAAUACCGGUCCAAAGAGAGCACUUGGAAGUCUGAGAAGGCUCGCUUUGAGGAAGCCCGCUCUGCAUUCACGGGCUUCAAAGCCACCCUCGAAUCCGAGGUCAAGGUCCUCAAAGACGAGCGAAGCAGUCUGCAAGCCAAGCAAAAGAAGAUCGAAUCACGCAUCAACAAGGUCAAGGAAGAGCACAAGCGCAUAACGGAUGCCAAUGCUCAGGGCCUUGGUGAAGCUGAACGGCGGCGCCAGAACCGCGCUACGCUUGAAGCGGACAUUGCUACGGCCGAGAAGCAUCUCACUGACCGCAUCAAUUCUGUUAGAAGCAUGAACAUUGCGAAGCAGCAACAGAUCGGCGAGAUGAGCAGUCAGCUUCAAGCUUAUUUGGCUAGUGUUCAGGAAGAUAUGGCUUACGCUCACAGCCAUGCGGCGGCUGUUGCUGGCGGUCAGUACCCGCAGGCUAGCAAUGCUGCAACCGGCUGGGGACUGCCUCCUGGUGCUACCGCCGCUGCCGCGGCAGUGAAUAGCACUUUUGCCAACGCACCGGCGCAGACACUCUGGCCGGUAGCCACCGGCGCAACGUCUGGCUCGUCAUCUUUUGGCCCUCAGAGAUCAGCAGCUCUUCUUCCCCCGCCACCGAUCGGAGGGCCGUUCAGCAAUCCCCUUCAGCAGCAACAGCACUCUCAGCAAGCGGUCAUUGGCACCCCGGCUCAGCAACGAAAAGCCAGAGGCAGAUCCUCGUCGAUGCUUAGUGACAUCUCCGGAUUCACCGAGUCGACUGAUGAGGAUGAACGCGAGAGGUUUGAACGUGAAAGACUUGCACUCAGCUACGGACACAGUAAUCAACAUCAGCAUAACUACGCGAACACCAUCUUCGCCACCCCGGGUUCCAUGCGCGGAGCACCACCUGGAUUCGGCUUCCCAACUCGUCAGCAGCGACUCGCCGGCAACAACGGAACUUUCGGUCCUAUCGGCCCUGGCUCGAGCUCAGGUUCAGGCUCCAACGGAUUCAACAGUGGUACUGCCCUAGGCUCUGGCUCGGGUACCGGGUCUGCCGUUGUCUCUGUUGGCUCCGGCUCGGGAUCUCUUUCAGGCUCAGCGUUGGGUUCCGGCGUCGACUCUGGUCGUAGCAGCGUCAGGUCUGCCGGAGACAGUGCGGGUAGCGGUAGUGCCGAGGGAAGCUCCAAAGAUCCUGGUAGCCCUAGUGAUCGUUGA